Plodia interpunctella (Indianmeal moth) is the source of this 739-nucleotide messenger RNA. RefSeq lists its product as uncharacterized. The transcript is spliced from 5 exons. The coding region runs from base 119 to 679 and encodes 186 amino acids. The record is from RefSeq and is a predicted model, not a curated record. NCBI's taxonomy places the organism in Eukaryota, Metazoa, Arthropoda, Insecta, Lepidoptera, Pyralidae.
UUCUGUCAAAAAUAUCUACAUCACAAACAAAGAAACUUAUCGCUUCAAUAUGGUUAAAUAACAAUAUGGGAUUUGGAAUGAUAAUGAUUUGGAUCAGAAUAAUGUCAAUGAAGUAGUCAUGGCCAAGAGAAGAGUGUACACAGGUUGCUACACCCAUGGAUCAGAACCUAUCACGGCACUAUCAAAAAGGAAAAUCAAAUAUUUCGUAAGAUUUUCCAAAGAAAAAUACGAUUUAAUAUAUAAUUUUGUGAUGGAUUACUACUUUUUGCUCGGCACUUUAUUUUUCGUUUUGGUAAUGAGUUUUGUCUUUCCUGAUUUUGUGCAUAAGAUCAAUACAAGUAAAGAUAUCAUGUCAUUAAAAAAGAUGGUCAAUUUUAUGUCUAGAGAAGUGAGUCGUGCAGAGGUAGCGUGUCUGACUGUAGCUGAUGAUUUGUGUUAUCUUCAAUGCACCAUGCAAGAUGGCUUCACUGGAACUACGGAAAAACAAGUUAGAGACCUGUCAGUGUGUACGAGCUUCGUGCAGACCAAAUCCGAGCCAGCCAGGAUCGUGAGAAAUUUUGGUUUCUUGAGAAGAAUUUUCUUCCCAAAGAAAAGCAAUAAUAGCCAGCAAGAAAUAACAUUAAUGUCCUACGUGUACACGAACUCGCUGGAUGCCCUCCAGCCAAAUGCGACGUUGUAAUCUUGUGACUAAAAAUUUAAAGUUAUCAUGUGCUAUAUUAUAGAAAUAAGUUUCAUUCAA